Molecule: messenger RNA, 4337 nt
Organism: Hipposideros armiger (great roundleaf bat)
Lineage: Eukaryota; Metazoa; Chordata; Mammalia; Chiroptera; Hipposideridae
Gene: SIRT5
Product: sirtuin 5
Exons: 8
Coding region: 2243-3058 (271 amino acids)
Cellular component (GO): nucleus
Molecular function (GO): NAD+ binding; histone deacetylase activity, NAD-dependent; protein-malonyllysine demalonylase activity
Source: RefSeq, a predicted model, not a curated record
GUCUGUAUUGAAGUGGGUGUGGGGCAAGAUUUUGGAGAAAGCCACUCUGUCCUUUUCUCUUAGGCAAGCCCCUUCCAGGACAGGUCAGAGAUGGUCUCUUAUUAGCACAGUCCAUUUAAGACAUUUUGUUGCUUCUCCCAGAAUAUUUGCAUUUAAACCUUUCACACAUGAUUUGUAUUCUAUACCCCUCACCUCUCUCCAGGAGAAGAAAGCUGGUGAUUGUCUUACAGGCUAACAUGGGGUUAAAUUUUCUACUGGACAGAAAUGAUGUGUAUCUCUACCCGAGGAACACCAUAAGUUAACAUAUCUUGACCUUUAGUCUAUAAUGAGUAUGGAAUCUGAUAGAUUUAUGUAAUGAAGGAUGCUUAGGUGGGCCUGUUAAACAGGGCUUCAAUAUGGCAUUGAAAGGCCAAGCUGCCUCUUUUUGCCUCCUUUUCAAAUUUUGGAUAACUUUUUAUGAUGCUGAGUCUGCUGAGACAUAAUGACGCCUCCUUCCACUUUGCCCAAUCUCAGGAAUGAUAUUGAACCCAGUUUCACUCAGCUGCCCAACCCCUUGGCAUUCACAGCUGUUCAGGACAGGCUGCUGGAGGCUGUGGCGGGACCGAGAAGCAUGUGCUUGACCAGAAGUGGGCCGCCUUCGCUUGGAACCCCAAAACAUGCUGUUGUGUUUUCCUUUAGCCGUUAGGAAAUGUCUUUUUUAUAUUUUUAUUUUUAUUUUUUAUGAGAGAUUUUGUACCACUUUAACAUUAUAUUUUACAUCCUGUUUUCCAAGAACCAAACCUGAGUUGACUUUUCUAUUCGUUUCUAGAAGUUGCUUAAAGUGACUUGAUACAAGUCACCCUGACUAGGAAUCUGUUUGUCAGUAGGAUGACAGAGUUUACAUUUGGGAUAGAAAAGACCUUUUAGAGCAGGGGAAAGUUUUAUGGGUAAACUUUGAAGUCCUAAGGAUGUUUGUGGGGUUUGAUCCCAGGAGUCAUAUAAAUAGUUCCUAGAAAAGUAUCUGUACAUUUUCUUAAUUCGCAUCUUGUUCUUUCAGGGGAUAAGAUCAGACUACACACUCUAUAAUCUACCCAGACUGGGUUUCUUUUUUUGAAAAUCUUCCUAGUUGGACAGCUUUGGUGGGCCUUAUUUUUCACAGCAGUCUAUCUCUGAAAGGGGCGUGAGUUUAGGCAGAGCGUUCCUGUGGCUGGCAGGUGGUUGGGCUGGUUAUACCCAAAGGGAACAGUGUGCCUGAACCAUCUUCAUUCCUUCCAGCCUUACGCUGCCAGAAACGUGACCCCAGAGAGCUCCAGGAAUGGGGUGGGAGAGAGGGCUGGAGCCUCUUUGUUUCUGAGAGUCUACUUUGACUCUGUUCGUUCUUACCAGUAGUCAGAGAGAAAGGGAAGCGAGGAGACGUGGAGCCUUCUUGGAGAUUCUCUAUCCUGGGUGGACCUUAGAGGUGGCUCUGGGCUUAGGAGGGUGAGGAGGUGCCAUCCCUACCUAGAGGGAGCCAUUCAGUAAGUACCAGUUUGGGAUACAAAUUGAAGUCAUGUUCCUUUUAAUAUUCAAGUCCAUUGUUUCUGAGCCCCCACCCCUUGUCUUUCUUCCUUUCGUCCAUCCUGCCUGUCACUGGUUCUGUCUCUCAGAGUGUGCUCACUCAGUCCUGGGGUUAGCAUUGGUUGCCAUCGCCUCCAGGAGGAAGGCCAGAAAGCCUGCUCCAUCAGCUGAGGGACUCCCUUCCACUUGUGCUGAAAUUUUCAGUGCUUUAACACAGGUUGGCCACUCCUCGAAGAUGUCUGCUCCAGUGGCCUGGGCCAGCCACAGGCAGUGCUGGUCUGGGACUUGCUUCUCCAGGUGGAGGGCAGAGAAGGAGUCUCUCUUUUCCCUUAUGCCCAGCUCUGUACAGCUUAGGCCUGGCCUGCUGGGGCCACAGCACUUACUUAGCCCAGAUAUAAGGGCUUGCAGAGCCGCAGUUCCUGGGAGAGAAAGGUGUUCUCAGCCAUACGCUGUGCCCUGACCUAAUCUCUGCUGCCCAGGAGAAACGGUGGCAGCUCCAUGUUGGAUUCCUUGUUCUUAUUCUGGGAUGAGGACAUUUGUUUCAGGGGAAAACUCCACCUUGUGAUCCACGUACGGCACUUAGCACAGAGCCGGGGUGCAGCGAGCCCUCACUAAAUGAUGGCUGCUGCCUCUGUUGGUCUGAGAUCAGGUGGAGGAUGCCUGGAGGUGCAGAACGAAGCCUUCGAAUGGGAGGGCAAGCCAUGAUAUGGCCAGUUUUCGGGAGGUUUUUGCAAAGGCAAAGCACAUAGUCGUCAUUUCAGGGGCUGGCAUUAGUGCUGAAAGUGGACUUCCAACUUUCAGAGGAGCUGGCGGUUAUUGGAGGAAGUGGAAAGCUCAGGACCUGGCCACUCCUCAGGCCUUUGCCUACAACCCAUCCCGGGUGUGGGAGUUCUACCACUACCGGCGGGAAAUGAUGCAGAGUGCGGCGCCCAACCCCGGGCACCUUGCCAUUGCCGAGUGUGAGGCCCGGCUGCACAAGCAGGGCCGCAGGGUCAUGGUCAUCACCCAAAACAUUGAUGAGCUGCACCGCAAGGCUGGCACCAAGAACCUUCUGGAAAUCCAUGGUAGCAUAUUUAAAACUCGAUGUACCUCUUGUGGAGCUGUGUCCGAGAACCACAAGAGUCCAAUUUGUCCAGCUUUAUCAGGAAAAGGUGCCCCAGAACCCGAAACGCAAGAUGCCACAAUCCCAGUUGAGAAACUUCCCAGGUGUGAAGAGGCCGCGUGCGGGGGCCUGCUGCGACCUCACGUGGUGUGGUUUGGAGAAAACCUGGACCCUGCCAUUCUGGAGGAGGUGGACAGAGAGCUGGCCCGCUGUGACUUAUGUCUAGUGGUGGGCACUUCCUCUGUGGUUUAUCCUGCCGCCAUGUUUGCCCCCCAGGUGUCAGCCAGGGGCGUGCCAGUGGCCGAAUUUAACAUGGAAACCACCCCAGCUACCAACACAUUCAGGUUUCAUUUCCAGGGGCCCUGUGGAAAGACUCUUCCUGAAGCCCUUGCUCCUCAUGAAACUGAAACGGUUUCUUAAUUGUCCUGGGAAGGAAGAAAUUAUAGUGCAUCUAAGUACCAGGCUACAAACAGGAGAUAAUCUGGUGGAUGGUGAGAUGAAUACUGGAAGAUCUAAAAAUAUCCUCUGAUUCCCUGGCUGGGGUCCAACCUGUUAAUAAGUGAUAGGGCCUUAGACAUAACAAUAGCAAAUGUAUUUACAGGAGGUCAGAGAACUGUAAAGUUAAUGCAUGUUAUUUGGUUUGAACUCUGAUGUGUUUGGUUUGUUAUUGGGAGGAGAAAAAGUUGUAAUCAGAUUGUCUUAAAAAUGUAGUUAAUCUCAACUGUAUUAUUGCUUUUUGGGCAAAGAUAUAAAUAGAGGGGUAAAACCUUGGUAUUUCUGAUUUUUGUACAAGUUUUGGAGGAAAAUAAAACCACUCUCUACAGUAGGUAAUUUAUUGUAUAAAGAUGUAUCCCCAAGAGAUAUCUUUUUGGGGGACUUUUUCUUUUCAGUGUUUACCUUGAUUGGCUGUUUUAGCUCAAAGUCUGUGGGAUACAAUAAGAACUCAUGCAAGGAAGGAAUAGGAAAGUAACAACAAGGAAAAAAGUCAGGAUGAGAGAAAUGAUGCAAGUAUAUAGACUCCAAGGAUAAACACAGCUGCCUAAAAUUUAGCACUAGCCCUCUUAGCAGCCAAGGAGGAAAGGGAGAGGUGAUGGCUGAACUAUUUCUCAAUAUAAACAUACAGUGGUGUCUGCCAGUCUUUCCCAGACACUGAAUUCUGAAGGGAGUGUUUCCUAUGGGACUUAACCUUGGAGUAAAGUAGUAAAAAUACAAUUCUUGCCUCAAGCCCCACCACCUAAUGCAGCACCAGGGCCCUUGCAAUGCCUGCUGUCCCACAAACAUCAAAGUCCUGGCUGAGAGGAGCGACCUUUGGUAAAAAGUGUAGGAAGGUCACUCGUAUCAAGGUCCCUUGGAUCAGGUGGGCUCCCUGGGUGAUUACACACCUGGGCCACAUCACCUCAGCCCCUUACAAAACUGCAUUUAAUGUUACCCACCUUUGGCUCUUGUGGAAAUAGACGACAAGGCAUUGUUACAGAAAACUUUGUACUGCAUUUGCAAGUCAUACCUUUUAAUAAAUCCUGAAGGUCCUUUGCACGGGCAAGAGGGAUGCUCAUAACCUACAAGAAGUCUGAAGGGCCAGCCAAGCACCUUCAUGGUCUGGUUCAUACUUCACAUGGGAGGGUCAAUGCAUGUAUGUUGAGGGUUCUUGUAAUAAUUAUAAUGUAGUUUUUGUACAUAAAAUACCACCGUUCACUUAAAA